UUAAAAAAGACCUGCAACACACUGCAAAUUUAGCUUGUGACCAGCUGGGCAUCUAUAACAUAAACAAAAAAAGCUAAAUUAAUAUCUAAUCAUUUGUAAUGUCUUACUAUCCACUCAGUGCAUGCGAGAUCUUUGUAAAGAGGAAGACUACACUUUUUUAAACAGUCUUGGAAAGCAGGAUAAGAGUCCGGAGAGCACAUGUCUGGAGAGUGAGUGUCAGGAAAAGCAAGAAGAAAGGAUUCGCCGUCGACUGGAGCGAGAGCAGCUGGAACAAGAAAAGCAACGUGAGAUUGAGGAACAGCAGAAGGAGAAAGAAGAGCAGUGGAAAAGUCAUGUGGCCGAGCUGGCGGUCCAACGCAAGGCCAUCCGUGCAAAACUAGACCGACUACGAGAAUUUAGGGACUUUCAGAAGCAAGUUGUGCUUCAGGAUUUGGGUGUGGACCCUGCUUCUGCAAACGAGACUGUCAAGCACCUUCUGAUGCGACUGUAACUGUGUUUACUAUUAAAUGGAUGAACUCCAAACUGUUCAAAUACUUAAAAUGCUAACAGAGCUUUAUAUGAUAUAUUACAGGUGUGUGGUCGGAUAACUUCUGAAGACGUGUUAAUAUUAGACAAUUAGCGAAAAAGCAUGUAACUUAAGUGAAAUCAUAUCUCUACCUCUUCUUCGAGCUCAAAGACACUAACCGAGUGAGUUACGGCUCAUUUGAUGUUCAAAAUGAUUAAAUAACAAGCUCGCUGACUGUGUGGCAAAUAAAUCACAGCUAACGACGUAAUGUGUGUCACAUGUCCGAUGUUUCACUGUAAUAUUGCAGCAUAUGAGUAUAAAUGGACAAUAAAUCGCAUGACUCUGCGGUGAGGAGGGAAAGAGCAAGAGCAAGACAAACAGAGGAGCUCAGAUUCAAAAGAGAACAAGAACCAAUUAAUUCUCAUGUCUUUCAGAGUCUUUUAUGCAUCUUUGGUGAUCUCUGGCACAAAAGAUGAGAAUAGAGAAUGCAAAAGAAAGGAUGGAAGAGAAAGAAACAGGUGGUUCCUGUGGUACAGGUCUAGCAUUAAGGUAGAAGAACACAGCAGAAUCAUGUUACAGCAUGUCUGACCCCUGAGGGCAGGAAAAUGCCACAGUCUCCAGUGUCACACAUCCUCACAUCCCAGAAUUCCUUUCUGCACGCUGCGGCUCUACAUCACCUCCAUGUGCACUGUUGUGUUUAUUUCAUGGCAGACACACUGAGUAUGUGUAGCUGUGCUGUACAGCUUUGAUUUAUUCUACACCCUCAAUAUGCACUGCAGAACACAUUUCAGUGAAAUGCUACCUUACGACAUGCUAGAGUCUUUUCCAAAACAAGUGUUCCAGUAAAUAGUUCUAGGCAAUUCAUCCCACCAUACUGAAGCAUUCCAUCUGGAAUCAAACAGUAAUUUUCCCUCUAGCAUUCCCACACACCUCUUCAGAUUCCAAUUCAUUUAGCACAUUAAAUGUUUCUAAGCAAUUUUGGGUCAUUCAACACUCAAUUUUGUUCUUUUCUCAUUUUGAGCAUUUCUGGGCCAUGACCCUUCAUUCUCAUAACCGUACAAGGUUUUUCGGUGGUCAAAGUAGAGCACUAGUGCUAUGUUAGGGCUACUAGGGCUGUCUUUGGUAUAUAUACUGUGCACAUUAUGCCAGUUUUCAGUAUGCAUGAAAUACCUAAAUUUAAAAUUUGCAAUAUACACCAAUCAGGCAUAACAUUAUGACCACCUUCCUAAUCCUGUUGGUCCCACUUCUGGCACCAAGAUGUUAGCAGCAGAUCCUUUAAAUCCUGUAAGUUGGAUCGGACUUGUUUGCUCAGCACAUCCCACAGAUGCUCGAUUGGAUUGAGAUCUGGGGAAUUUGGAGGCAAAGUCAACACUUCAAACUCAUUGUUGUGCUCCUCAAACCAUUCCUGAACCAUUUUUGCUUUGUGGCAGGGCGCAUUAUCCUGCUGAAAGAGGAUAUACCGAAUACCGUUUCCAUGAAAGGGUAUACAUGGUCUGCAACAAUGCUUAGGUAGGUGGUACGUGUCAAAGUAACAUCUCAUGUGGAUGGCAGGACCCAAGGUUUCCCAGCAGAACUUUGCCCAAAGCAUCACACUGCCUCCGCCGGCUUGCCUUCUUCCCAUAGUGCAUCCUGGUGCCAUGUGUUCCCCAGGUAAGCGACGCACACGCACCCGGCCGUCCACGUGAUGUAAAAGAAAAUGUGAUUCAUCACACCAGGCCACCUUCUUCCA
This is a messenger RNA of Ctenopharyngodon idella (grass carp), 2234 nucleotides long. RefSeq lists its product as uncharacterized. The coding region runs from base 122 to 490 and encodes 122 amino acids. The transcript has 4 exons. The record is from RefSeq and is a predicted model, not a curated record. Lineage: Eukaryota; Metazoa; Chordata; Actinopteri; Cypriniformes; Xenocyprididae.